UUGACAGUAUGAUGGAUGGAAAUGAGGUAAUAGCUCUGUUGGAAAAAAUAGAUGUGAUGGUCUCUGACAACGAUCCACACUGCUACAGUGGACUGAUGUGUGAUGACACUAAAGAGCAGAAAGACUCUGAGUCUCAGCAAAAUCCAACAGAUGAGUUUGAGAAGAAUGCAUCUGAUGUCAAGUUAAAGUGUGAUCCACUGAAUGAACCAGAUGAUGUUGAACACUCAGAGAAGAAGGAUGACAGCACAACAUCAGGUGGAGAGUCUCACAUCAAGUCUCUAACAGCAUCUGCAGAUGAGAAAGGUACCUUACAUACAGAUGUGGAUGGAAACAAGAAUGAGAAAUCAGAGAAGACUUUUGAAGAGAUCAACAUGAAGGAGCAAUAUCAAAGACAAAUUGAAACACUGCUCUCCAGACUUCACCUUCAAGACAAAUAUAAACAAAAGUUGACACCAGCUGAUUUUCUUAGAAUAAAUCGAUCUGUGAAACAGCACCAUGACACAUCCGAGAAAGAUCUAGCUCACACUUUUCUUCAGAGGUUGAUGAUGUUAGACUACAGAUCCAGAUAUAUUCCUAUAAAACAAGACAGUCCUGAGAUAAGCUACUCAGAGCCAGAAAAUACAAAAACAGAAGAAGAUGACUUUGAUGUUGUUUUUAGUACAAGUGUAGAUUCUGAUCAGCCAAAACAGUCUCAUGUUCAUCCAAUGGAUGUUCAAAUGGCAGUAUUUCACUGCUCAGACAGCUUUCUGAAGCAGAACAUGAUCACAAAGCUAUCACAGUGUCAGUACGCCUUACCUUUGCUUGUUCCCGACCCAGUCACAAUGGACAUUGAGUGUCCUCUGUGGACAUUCAGACAAAUAAGAAAAAGCUGGAAGAUAACUCAAACCAAAGAUGAUUCAAACACUGUCACCAUGAAGAGUAUUCCCAUUUACAGAGCUGAAACGCCCAUGGUAUCAUUUAUCCGUCUUGGUUCACUGUCACUGUCUAAAUCUCAGCUGAUGAACACUUUGAUCAACGAGCGUCACAGCACCUUCUUCCACAGAAACUGCCCAGGAAGCACCAAAUCUCGCCAUUUAAUGGACGGUGUGGCAGAGAUUGCCUGGUACUGCCCUGCUGGUAAACCCAAUGAUGCCUUCAGUGACUGCAUUACCUUCUGUAAUCUUCAUGGUGAUGCUCUGAUGAUUGAAAAACAGCGUGAAAUACUGAUGGAAAAAUCUUCAGUCAAUGUUGUUCUGGUACCAACUCUGGAGAGAGGUGACAAAAGUUGGACAGUUAUCUCAGCCCUCCUCAACUCUCCUAAACCUCUCAUUUGUCUCAUUGUUGAUAAUGAUUGUGGUGCAAUAAAAAUGAAAGAGGGAAAAUACAAAAUGGGCCUUAAAGACAAAAGCCAGUCAGAUGUUUCUGAAGAACUGAAAGGAAUCAUUGGAAAAAUCUUGUCUGGACCACAUACAGUCUUCAAGCUAGCAACCAUGGCUGAGGUCUCUGGAAUCAGAGUGGAUGAAGAUGACACAGUCUGCCGAAAAGGAAAAACUGCUGCUAUGAAAAUAGUGGAUUUACUUCAAGGGAUGGAUGUUUCAAAGAUCAAAGAUAAAUAUCUCAAGUGUCAAGGCCAACUGUGGCAUGACUGGUGCAAAAUAAACAAGGAACAGUAUCACCUCAAAGGGGACAUUGAGAAGGAGAAAUGUAAAAAACAACAGGAAAUGAAGAAAAUACGUCAAGAACAAUGUUCUGCUUCCUGUAGUAAACUGAUGAAGUUGUUCAUUGAAAGUCUCUCAUCUCUGCCAUCAGAAGAAAAAGAGUAUUUCCUGAAAUGGAUUCAGAUCUUACUGGAUGCACUCUCCACAGAUGAUCUGUCCUCAAUUCUCCAGAAAUAUGAUGAGAAGUGGUCUGAGGUCUUGACUUUGAAGAAGAAGCAUGAUAAAUCAAAACAGCUAAUGAGCAAGCAAACUGAGCUUGAGGAAAUAUCAAAAAAACUGCAGUCAGCUACUUUUGGCUUAGAGCACAUCUUUAGAGAAAUUGGACAGAUCUAUGAAGCUCAUAAAUCUUUGCAGGAACAAACAAAGAUGGAAGAGACUGACUGGUCUAAAUACCCUGAGCUGGCUGCAGAGCUGAUGAUAUCAGGACACCCAAUGGAGCUGAUGGAUGGUGAUGCAGGUCAUGUGCCUUUAACAUGGAUCUCUAGUCUUUUAGAUGAAGUCAUCAAGAAACUGGGUGACAAGAGAGUUUUUGUUCUGUCAGUUUUGGGCGUACAAAGCAGUGGAAAAUCCACCAUGUUGAAUGCCAUGUUUGGAUUACAGUUUGCUGUAAGUGCUGGCAGGUGCACCAAGGGUGCCUUCAUGCAGCUGGUCAAAGUGUCAGAAGAGAAGAAGAAAGACUUUAAGUUUGACUAUGUUCUAGUGGUGGACACUGAAGGACUGCGUGCUCUUGAGCUGGCAGGAAACGCCACUCUUCACCACGACAAUGAACUGGCAACAUUUGUUGUUGGUCUGGGAAACAUGACAUUGAUCAACAUCUUUGGAGAGAAUCCAGCUGAGAUGCAAGAUGUCCUUCAGAUUGUUGUUCAGGCUUUCAUGAGGAUGAAGAAAGUUAAACUUUCUCCAAGUUGUGUGUUUGUUCACCAGAAUGUUACAGAUAUUGGAGCUGCAGAGAAAAACAUGGAUGGAAAGAGGCGACUGCAAGAAAAACUGGACCAGAUGACUAAACUAGCUGCCAAAGAAGAGGUUUGUGAUGCUGAAUGCUUCAAUGACAUCAUUAAAUUUGAUGUGCAGAAAGAUGUGAAAUACUUUGCCCAACUGUGGGAGGGAAGUCCACCCAUGGCUCCUCCAAACCCAGGUUAUAGUGAGAGCGUCCAGGAUUUAAAGAACAGCAUCCUCUCUAAAGCUUCACAGUCUACUGGGACGACUCUCUCACAGUUCAAAAGCAACAUAAAGGACCUGUGGAAUGCCCUUCUGAAAGAAAACUUUGUUUUCAGCUUCAAAAACACACUUGAAAUUGCAGUGUACAGAAAACUUGAGGUCCAAUAUGCGAACUGGACCUGGACCCUGAGGAGCCACAUGUUGACCAUUGAGAACCAGCUUCAUACCAGGAUUGAAAAUGGAAAACUUGACAACGUUGAGCUCAGCUAUCUUUUUAAAGAAAUGAGCAAAACAUAUGAAGAAAUUGAGAAAGGCAUGGAGGUGUACUUUGAUGAUGACAGAGACAAAGAGAUGUUGGUUCAGUGGCGAGGCCGAUUUGAAAUCAAAAUCAAAGAGUUUCAUGAUGAACAGGUGAGAGGAGUUAAAAGAAAACUGGAUAAGGUAAUUCAACAGAAGAAGGCUUGUAAAAAGAUGGAUGAUAAGAAGACAGAGUUUGAGAAGAAACUGCUACAAGAGAGCAAAGAGCUUGCUCAGCAGUUAAAAGACAAGGCCAAAGAUGAAGAGGAACUUCAAAAACAGUUCAACAGUGUUUGGAGUGUCUGGGUUUCCGAAUUCACUAGAGACAUAAAACCUAUUGAGGACAUCAACCUGGAACAAGAACAAAUGUCCAUCCUUCACGAGCUCGGUAUUGAAUGUUCUCUUAUAGAUGAUUCAAAGAGCUGUGAAAACUACAAAAAGAUAUCAAAGAUUGGGGAUUAUUAUACGUAUGUAACCCUGAACAAGCACCAAGAGCUCUGCAACAAAAGGCAAAACAGGAACACAAAAGAGCAAGGAACAUUGAAAACUACAUGGGUGUCCUUGAGGAAUUUUUUUCAAAAAGAACCACUGAAACCAAGAGAAGAUUUUUCAUUUGAAGAACAACAACUGAUCAGAUCCCUCAUUGAUAAUGUUGAACAACAGACCAUUGACAUUAUUAAGAGCAAACCUGUAGCUACAAGAGGCUACAGUCCAACUUACUUGCAAGAAGUGGCCAAAAAUGUCAAAGAAAAAGUGACAGAUUUUGAAUCAGAGAGGAAAUAUGCUCUGAAGAAGGAGUUUACAGUUGAUCUAUUACUGUAUGUGUUUGACAAGGCAGGAAGUUUGAUUUCAGACUCACACAACAAAUUCAAGAUGAACAAUGAUGCUGUAACUUUUAUAGAAAGCAAGAAAAUGCAGUAUUACAACAUUUUUAGAAGUUUUUGCAAAGGAAACUCAUCUGCUGUUGUGCUUGGAGAACUGAUCUGUGAAAAACUGAAGGUUUCUACUGUUGAAGCUGUCUGUAACAAAACUGCCAUUGAUCUCGCUGGAGAGAUAAGGUGCAGUUUCCCAGCAUUCAAUGGGAACAGGUUGAACUUGGAGAAACAUGUGUUGAAGUCACUGGCAGAGAAAGAAGACUUUGAUGGUUUCAUCAACUACAUCCGACGCCCAAGGAGCCAAGUAGAGAGUUUCAUAAAAGAGGAAGUAGAGAGAUACAUCUACCCAAAACACAAAGCUAAAGCACAGAAAAUAUUGAAGAAAAAUGUUGAAGACAUUAAUAAACAUGUGAGUCAAGCUUUGUUCGAUGCAACAGAGAAAGUCAAAACUCAGGGAGGAAACACAGACAUGUGGCUGAAGGAAUUUUCCAGUUUGAUAAAAGAUGUGCUGACAUUUGACACCAUUAGUUCUGAAAAUUUCAGUGACAUAAACAAAUUUGACUUUCUUAAAGAAGAGCUAGAGAAAGGACUUACCUCCAUCAUUAAAGAGUUGAACAGCCUCUCUUUGGAAAAGAUGAAGGAAUUCAGGCUGAAGCCAGAUCAAAUCCUCAUUGAUCAGCUGUGUAACUGCUGCUGGGUAAAGUGUCCAUUCUGUGGAGCUGUUUGUACAAACACCUUGGAAAAUCACAGUCCUGAUGAUCACAGUGUGCCAUUUCAUCGACCAGAUGGGAUCAAAGGAUGGCACUUUAGAAACACAGUGGAGAUGUGCAUUGAUUUUUGUACAACCAAUGUUGCAAGUGAUCACAGUUUUUACCCUCGUCAUGAUUCAGACAAGUUCAUUCCCUUUAAACAGUACCGCACUGGUGGCCCAGAAUAUGCUGACUGGAGAAUUACUCCUGAUGAGUCUAAGCUAGCGUACUGGAAAUGGUUUAUAUGUCGAUUUCAAAAGCAGCUUCAAGACCACUAUAACUUAAAAAUGCAGGGCAACGGUGAAAUUCCCAAAGAGUGGAAAAAAUACUCCAAAGAAGAAGCUAUUAAAAGUCUGGAUGAAAUGUGUCAGUGAGCCAACACAACACAACUACAACCCUUCUGAAAAUUAUGACACUUUCAUUUGCUACUAAACAGCAUUUUCAGAUGUUUGCUGUUUUUAUAAUUGAGAGGUGAAUUUGUCUGUGACAAAGGAUAUAGAAGGUGAUUAGACUUUUAUACAGACACUUGAUUUCUUGCUUGAAGUGAACAUAAACAAAAGAACGCAGAAGAGCAAUACUCAUUAUUCAUAUCUACAGGGUUGGUUACAUCUGUAAAUCACAGCUAUUUCCAUGCAAAAAAAGAAAUUUAGAUGUGUUUCUGAGCAAUUAUGGGUUGUAGGGGAAAUAAGAUAAAACAAAGCAUCCUAUUGCAUUGUUGUUUUACAGGAUGC
Scomber japonicus (chub mackerel) is the source of this 5507-nucleotide messenger RNA. Its product is annotated as interferon-induced very large GTPase 1-like. NCBI's taxonomy places the organism in Eukaryota, Metazoa, Chordata, Actinopteri, Scombriformes, Scombridae. The transcript is spliced from 5 exons. The record is from RefSeq and is a predicted model, not a curated record. The coding region runs from base 9 to 5150 and encodes 1713 amino acids. Gene Ontology annotation, molecular function: GTP binding.